GUUAGUUCGACCCAGCCCAGUGACGCGAGCUGCAUCGCAGGGACCUUUGCAUUCGCACUGCACGGUUUCGUGCAGUUCGCAGCUCACACUCUUCGUCCCCAUAAUCUGGAGCUUUUUCUUGCCCCAUCUGUCUUUUGAUUGUUUUUUCCACUGCUCGUCUCCCCGGUUCCUCUUCCAAUUAGUAGUUGCUAAUCUCAAAGAAUCUUCCGGAUUCAAUUUUGUGGCUCUCUCCCUUGUUUUCCUGCGGUCUCUGGGAGUCAGAUCUUGCGUUCAAAAAAAUUAGAAGCAAGGCAAUGCGGUCACCGUCGCUGCUGUCGCAGUGCCUGGCUGGCUUGCUGUCUCACGACAGGGCUGCAGCUCACUGCGUCAACAUCGUACCCGAGAGGGAGGCGCACCUGCCUUCGCCAGCAGUUGAGAUUGUCCCAUCAAAGAAUGUUCAUCCAUACAAGUACGCAGGUGAGAACAUUGAAAUGCACGGCAUGGACAUAUUCAAGGGAAAGGUCAGUGUUGUUGAUAUUGUUGGACUAUCUAAAUCAGAUAUUGUAACAUCAAAAGGUGAAGGGCCUUCGAAAUGCUGCGAGAGUUCUAUUGAUCUAGUAAAUGUACUUAAGGAUGAGAUCCGUGAUGGCCUAUUGACAUUCAGAAGCAAACAGGUUUUAGAGCUUGGCUGUGGAUACGGGCUUCCUGGCAUAUUUGCCUGCCUGAAGGGAGCUUCAACAGUACAUUUUCAGGAUCCUAGUGCUGAAACAAUAAGGUGCAAAACAAUACCCAAUGUACUUGCUAACCUUGAACAGGCUCAAGACAAGCAGAGUCACCAUCAAGGAAGCCCCCUUACUCCAUCCCGUCAACAACUACCUCAAGAUAUCCAUUUCUAUGCCGGGGAGUGGGAGGAUCUUCACACAGUUCUGUCAGUAAUUCAAGAGGACGAGGUGGAUGCAUCAUCAGGUGUAGGGCUAGGCUUCUGUGAAGAUGACCCUUUGGAUGGAUACAACAGCCAGGAUGGGAACAAUAUUUGCCAUGAAACUUCAUCAAGGCAAUCAAGAAAACUAUCAGGCAGUCGUGCAUGGGAGAGGGGAAAUGAGACUAGCACUGUAGAUGGUGGAUAUGACAUAGUGUUAGUCAAUGAAAUCCCUUACUCUGCAAGCUCUCUUCAAAACCUCUAUUCGCUCAUAAAAAAGUGCCUGCGGCCACCAUAUGGAGUGCUGUAUCUUGCUGCAAGGAAGAACUACAUUGGAUCAAGCAGCGCAGUGCGGCAGCUGCGAGCAUUGGUGGAUGAGGAAGGCGCAUUCCGCGUGCACCUUGUCUCUGAGCCCCCUGAGAGGGAGAUCUGGAAAUUCUUCUUCAAAUAGUUCGAUGCGGCUUGCCACAAAAAAGUGUGAAAAAGUUCAACGCGGCUGUGCAAAUAGCAGAGGCUGCCUUGAAACUCCAAUUCUGUAAAUAUAAGUUCCUGACCAGUUCUUCCGAUUUUUCUGCAUGUCUUACCCCUUGUUUUUUCCCCUUUCUGGAGACUGGAGUGUGUUGUUGAUUCCGUAGAGUGCACGGGACUGGGAAUCGCCAAAUGCAUGCGUGACAGCUGACUCAAAUCAUAUUGAUAGUCCUUUGCGAUUUACUGUUGAAUGUGGA
This is a messenger RNA of Phragmites australis (common reed), 1623 nucleotides long. RefSeq lists its product as uncharacterized. The record is from RefSeq and is a predicted model, not a curated record. The transcript has 8 exons. The coding region runs from base 294 to 1349 and encodes 351 amino acids. NCBI's taxonomy places the organism in Eukaryota, Viridiplantae, Streptophyta, Magnoliopsida, Poales, Poaceae.